AUGUCGGCUGCUAAGCGCGGCCGGGUUAGUAAAAGUUCAGCAACGACGUGCGCGCCGAGUAUAUUGAAGUUUGUUUCGCGGUCCGAACCAUCGGGAAGAGAUGUUGUAAAAAGUGUUAUUCAUGAUUUGAUAGUGGAGGUGGUGAAAACCUCAGAAGCAGACGUCGCAAAACACCGCGGCGAUUCUGUCUCAUCAAAACAAAUAGCGUCGUGGAAAACUGACUUUCACUGGCUCGUUGUUGAAGGCGAGGGAUGGGAAAUGCGCCUUAAGUGCAACAUUUGUAUGAAAGGUAAUGUUACGACAGUGUGGGCUAGGGCUGGAUCAUGCAAUAUUCAAAAGGACACGAUAGUCAAGCACAAUAAUUGUACCGAACACAGGGAUGCCGAGAAAAAAAUGUUAACUUCCAGAGCAGAAGCUUCGGCCUCUUGUAUUGAAGAAGUGCCUUUAGAUACCAAUGAAAAAGUUGAAGAUGGUGAUAUAAAAUUGUUUCGCACUGUUUAUUAUGCUGCAUGCGAGGAACUGCCCUCGUGGAAAGUUAAUAGUCUACUUGAACUCCAGAGAUUGAAUGGGACUGACAUUAAAUAUAAAAAUCUAAGCUGGGAUACAGUGUCAGAAAUUCAAGGAUGCAUCAAGACUGUAUUUCAAAGAGAUCUGGUAGCAGAACUUAUAACCUCUGAUGUGUACUCAGUUAUGCUGGAUGAAAGUACUGACCUUACAGUACAGAAACACUUAUCCAUCUGUGUCAGAUAUGUCAAUAAUGGGGAAUCUGUGACAAAAUUUUUAGGAAACAUUCACAUUAAAGAUGGUAAGGCCUACACCAUAGUACAAGAAGUAAUAAGUUGUCUAGAGGGAUUAGGUCUUGACCCUGGUAAGAUUGUGUCUCUAGCUACAGACGGUGCCUCUGUAAUGACUGGCAGAAAGGCAGGUGUUGGUGUGCAGCUUAGAUCCAAAUAUUCACCAUUUAUGUUACAAACUCAUUGUAUUGCGCACAGGUUGAAUCUGGCUGUGAUUGACUCUAUUAAGAAAGAUGAAGUUCUUGAAAAGUUUAAAGAGAAGUUUGGUGCAUUGUACCACUUUAUGAGUAACUCAAGUAUCCGAAUGGAACGCCUGAAAGAUCUGCAAGCAGUGUUGAGAGAACCAGAAUUAACUAUAAAAGAACCUUAUAGUAUAAGAUGGUUAGGUUUAAGAAAUGCAGUUAAGGCAGUAUAUGAAUCGUACAGCUCCCUCCUAGCUACACUCACGAGCUUCGCCAGUGAAUCUUCAACAGCUAAAGGUCUCUUCAAGUACUUUUCAGAUUAUAAAACUGUGUUGCUUGUUGCACUGAUGUUAGAUGUGCACGAGUGUGUGGCUGUUUUCAGCCAGCAGCUACAGCAACAAAAUCUUUGUUUUAGUCAGAUACAACCCUUUCUCGAUGGCACAUUAGGUCAACUAAAACACUUGGAAUCCAAUGAUGGUGAUAAUUUGAAAGCUAUGAAACGGUGCAUUGAGUUAAAACAGGAAGAUUCCAAGACAGUGGCUUAUCUAGAUGAAGAAAAACUUUUAAGAUAUUCAGAAAACAUUAACCAUGAUUUUUCAUCAUUGAGAACAAGAUAUGUAGAAAAGUUGCAGAAGAACAUCAGGCACAGAUUUCGGAAAGAGGACAGUGCAAUAUUUAAAGAUUUGAGCUUGUUGUUGGAACCUUUGGUAGUAACUGUGUCCAGUGAGACAGAGUCACUAGAUGCUUUGGAGAAAGUUGGCUUCCUCUAUGGAGAAGAUAAAGAUGCACAAAUAUACCAUGGCAAUCUUUUGGAAGGAAUUGAUAUAGAAACCAAAGUGGUGCACAAAUUAUUAGACAAAGAAAAACUUAAAAAACAGUGGCCAAGUAUGAGGGGCAUGCUACAGGGCUCAUACAAAAACUAUUCACUGCAGAAUCUGUGUAAAAGGGUCAUCUUGAUGCAUGAAGACUUGACAGAAUUUGUUAUGUUAUGCAAGAUAGCUCUUUGCUUCUCAAUUACCAGUGUGGAGUGUGAGAGAAGUUUUAGUACCCAAAACCGUAUAAAGAACAAGUGCAGAGGGUCUUUAAAGCCAGAAAAUCUUGACACACUGAUAUUCAUUGCAAUGACCAAGUGUGACAUAUCAUCAUUUAAUCCACAAAAAUCAGUUCAGCUGUGGCUUAGCAAGAAAAAAAGGAGAAAGGGUAGACUAUUCCAGGAUUUCAAAACCAGAGCUAAAAGAGUGUGCCAGCAGACUGAACGGCAGGAGUGUUAA
Molecule: messenger RNA, 2247 nt
Organism: Dreissena polymorpha
Lineage: Eukaryota; Metazoa; Mollusca; Bivalvia; Myida; Dreissenidae
Product: zinc finger protein 862-like
Exons: 1
Coding region: 1-2247 (748 amino acids)
Molecular function (GO): protein dimerization activity
Source: RefSeq, a predicted model, not a curated record